Molecule: messenger RNA, 1538 nt
Organism: Aplysia californica (California sea hare)
Lineage: Eukaryota; Metazoa; Mollusca; Gastropoda; Aplysiida; Aplysiidae
Product: alpha-(1,3)-fucosyltransferase C
Cellular component (GO): membrane
Molecular function (GO): alpha-(1->3)-fucosyltransferase activity
Source: RefSeq, a predicted model, not a curated record
CAUGAUGAGGUCCCGCCUGAGCCGCAUGCCCAAGCUGCUGGUCCUUGUGACGUGUCUGGGGCUGUGGGUGCUCCUGUCGCUGGUCGCUUUUGGGGGUCUGCUGGGUCGUCACCUCAGCUUUUGGCAACAGUCUGAUCAGUUGGAGGACAAGAAAAGGCUUCUUGGAGUCCCCGGAUCUCCCUACAGUUAUGCGAAAGCCGAAAUAUUUAUGGAUUUUCCGUCUGUGGGGAAAAAAGCUGGAGAAGAGAAACUGCCCAACUUGGGUCCACUUCGAGAGAUUCUGGAUGAUGAGGAGGAUAUCUCUCAGAGCAGAAAUAGCAAAGAAGAGGAAAUGGAGUCUCAAGAUAGUGUGAGGGUUCGUGCUGCUAGGCGCAACUCCGUCCCUAAAAUGAUCGACUUCAAUCCACGGUUUGGUGCAGAGAAAAGGUUCACCUUCAGUAAGUGUGAGCGGAAAUGUGCAAUGACAUCACACGUGGAUGAGGCUGACGUAGUUAUGUUUAAUGCAGUGUGGGUGAGGAACACGACGCUGCCAACCCGACGACCAGGUCAACUCUGGGUGCUGUACACUCGAGAACCUCCAACCCACAAAGGUCUCGUGGGGCUGAAGCGUCCAUCCCUGACCAACCAGUUCAACUGGACCUACACCGUCCUCAGUGACUCCACCUUCCAGGUCUUGUAUGGAAAACUGCAGGAACGAUCUCCUCCGGCAAAAAACUAUGAAAGUAUUUACAAUGCCAAAGAACAUGAAGCCGCAUGGUUUGUGGGUCAUUGCCCGACACAUUCUCGCCGCGAGGAUUACGUCAAGCGAAUGGGGUCCAAGGUCAGCGUGCACAUCUUUGGUGAAUGCGGCAACAUGACCUGUGGGUCAAGAGGUUACGACAUGGGAGGAAGCAAAGAGAAGUGUCUAGGAAUGCUGUCAAACAAAUACAAAUUUUACCUUGCGUUUGAGAACUCCCUGUGCCGAGAUUACGUGACUGAAAAAUUCUUCAACCUGUACAACAACGUAAACGUGAUUCCUGUCGUAAGAGGAGGGGCGGACUAUGACAGUCUCUUUCCUGUCGGGACGUUCAUCAACGCCGCUCAUUUUGAUUCCCCGGAGCUACUGGGGAAAUAUCUGAGAGAGCUCGGCAGGGAUAAGGAAAAAUAUCUUGCUAUUCUGAAGAGGAAAGACAGGUACAGAGCCCUGUCAGGAGGAGACUUCCAGUGUGACUUGUGCGAGGCCGCAUACACACACACUCCUAAGAGCAUUUAUAAAAACAUUGGCCAGUGGAUGAGUCCGCUAAAAAACUGCCAAAGGCCGACAGACUUGUGAUGUAUGUGAUGUAUAUAUGUUUUAUAUAUAUAUAAGCUCCAAUGAUUGAAAGUUUAUUAUAAACAAUAUGAAUGAGUGCUUAUGAAUAUGUGUGUAGGCCUAUGUUAAAUAAAAAUGUGUAUAUCGUUGUAAAUCAAAUUCCCUUGUGGACAUCUUCUUCUUCUCCUUCUCCUUCUCCUUCUCCUUCUCCUUCUCCUUCUCCUUCUCCUUCUUCUUCUUCUUCUUC